GUGUCAGCUCUGUGUCCUGCGCAGCGAUGGGGACCGGGGGGAUCCCGGGGGCCAGGAGCCACUGGGCUGGAGCUGUGUUGGUGGCACUGGCAGUGCUGGGAACCCACAUGGCUCAUUGCACGGAGCUCCCAGAGCAUUUCCUGUACCAGGACAAGCACGAGUGUCUCUACACCAACAGCACCCAGCGCGUGAGGUACGCGAACAGGUACGUCUGGAACCAGCAGGACUACGUUCACUUCGACAGCGACCUGGGCGUGUUCAUGGCUGACACGGAGCUGGGGGAGCCUACCGCCAAGUGCUGGAACAGCCAGAAGCAGGAGCUGGAGUACAGACGGGGCUCAGUGGACAGGUACUGCCGACGCAACUACGGGGUGUUUGAGCGAGGCCACGUGAUCAGCCGCAGCGGGCAGAAAACCAGAAGGGUCUCGCUCGUCUCCGAGAAGACAAGCUUGUUGCUCUUGGCACGGGGCAAGUCACUGCAUUCUGGGGGUAACAGGAACCUCAUCCAGAUGAGCAGGGAUGCUGGUGUCCUGUGCUUAAAAAUCCCAGAUUCUGUGAUUAAAAAACCCAAAUCCUCAUUUUUCCAUGACUAAAAUGAAACUCCCCUGUAUAUAGAGGUGUUAGCUGCACACAAGGUUUAUUGAGAUAUUUACUAUUUUAAACCAAUUUGGAAACCAGCCAGUGCCUCAGUCAUUACAAUAAAAUACA
Messenger RNA from Alligator sinensis (Chinese alligator), 708 nucleotides. RefSeq names its product DLA class II histocompatibility antigen, DR-1 beta chain-like. Gene Ontology annotation, biological process: positive regulation of T cell activation; antigen processing and presentation of exogenous peptide antigen via MHC class II; immunoglobulin production involved in immunoglobulin-mediated immune response. Gene Ontology annotation, cellular component: MHC class II protein complex; membrane. Gene Ontology annotation, molecular function: MHC class II protein complex binding. The record is from RefSeq and is a predicted model, not a curated record. The transcript has 3 exons. Lineage: Eukaryota; Metazoa; Chordata; Crocodylia; Alligatoridae. The coding region runs from base 27 to 593 and encodes 188 amino acids.